CCGAGCCGGAAGCAUCGUUUGCUGCGUUGCUUUUUCGGCAGUGCAGAGUAGAGAGCUCCAGGAUGGCUGACGCGGCCGGUCAGGAAACCACGCUGUGCUCCGAGCAGUUCGGCUCCGGAGAGGCACGGAGCUGCCUUGCCUCAGCUGACGGAAGCCUGCAGUGGGAGGAGGAGGACUGCCCAUGGUGGUGGAGGAUCUCCCAGGCCUUCACCGCGAAACCCGAAGGAGGAGAGGAGGGCGGCCAGGGUUCCCCCAGGGCGGCGCUGCCACCUCUCUCAGGCCUCAAGGCCGUGUUUCUGCCUCAAGGCUUCCCCGAGAGCGUGAGCCCGGACUAUCUGCCCUACCAGCAGUGGGAUUCCGUGCAGGCCUUCGCUUCCAGUCUCUGCAGCGCCCUCGCCACCCACUCGGUUAUGCUGGGCUUGGGGGUGGGGAACGCCGAAGCCUCGCUCGCAGCCGCCACAGCCACCUGGCUCGUGAGAGAUUCCACUGGCAUGCUGGGCCGAAUCAUCUUUGCCUGGUGGAAAGGGAGCAAACUGGACUGCAAUGCAAAGCAGUGGAGACUUUUUGCUGAUAUCCUCAAUGACGCAGCCAUGCUCCUCGAGCUUGUGGCUCCUGUACUCUCGGUCAGCUUCACCAUGAUCGUCAGCAUCAGCAACUUAGCCAAGUGCAUUGUGAGCGUGGCUGGAGGGGCCACACGGGCUGCGCUGACCGUGCACCAGGCCCGGAGAAACAACAUGGCUGAUGUGUCGGCCAAGGACGGCAGCCAGGAGACACUGGUGAACCUUGCGGGGCUCCUGGUCAGCCUCAUCAUGCUUCCUCUAAUGUCGAACUGCCCUCGCCUCAGCCUCGGGUGUUUCUUCCUCCUCACCGCCCUCCACAUCUAUGCCAACUACCGUGCGGUCCGGACCCUGGUCAUGGAGACCCUGAAUGAGAGCAGGCUCCGGUUGGUCUUGAAGCACUUUCUGCAAAGCGGGGAGGUCCUUGACACCACAUCAGCCAAUCAGAUGGAGCCCCUGUGGACAGGUAUUUGGCCAUCUCCGUCUCUAUCGCUAGGGGUUCCUUUGCACUGCGUAGUCUCCAGUGUCUCCGAGCUGCAGCAGCUGGUUGAGGGGCACCAAGAGCCCUAUCUCCUCUGCUGGAACCAGUCGGAAAACCAGGUACAGGUAGUUUUGAGCCAGAUGGCAGGCCCUGAGGCUGUCCUAAGGGCUGCCACACACGGGCUGCUGCUUGGAGCCCUGAAGAAAGAUGGACCCCUUCCACGAGAGCUAGAGGAACUGCGGAACCAGGUACAGGCAGGUCCUGAGAAGGAUGACUGGGCCAUCGUCAGGGAGACGAACCAAGUGCUGGACAAGCUGUUCCCAAGGUUUUUGGAAGGACUGCAGGCUGCCGGCUGGCAGACAGAGAAGCACCAGCUGGAGGUGGAUGAGUGGAGAGCUACAUGGCUCCUGUCUCCAGAAAAGAAGACCUUGUGAGCAGGUCAGGUGGGGCCCAGACAGGAACCUGGAGCGAGGCCGCUUAGGCCGUAGCAGGACACAAGCAGAACGACUUUAAUUUUGCUUAAGUGAACAGGCGCAGCAGGCUGGCCGCGGCCUCUUAGGAAAUGCUUGCCAGUCAGGUGCCUGGGCCCCAAGCAGAGACGAAGCAGAGGGGAGAACCGAGGCCUGCCCUUGCCCGCUCACCUUUCUGAACCCUGCAGGCUCCCCACGCCCGCUUACUGUGAAGCUGAACCCUGCCCCACUGUGGCUUAUGGUGUCCCAGCACAUUUGACUUUAUGCAUAGAAGCCCCAGAGGAACGUGGCCACGGUCAUCAUGAGCAGGGCAUUGAGGUUGACCACGCGGGCCCAAGUCGGGUCCUCGCUGAUGUCCUCCAGCCGCCCAGUGGUCACAGCAACCUCUUCCUCCGUCGGGGGUGGAGGGCUGCCUGCCUGACCCCUGCUCAUGCCGCAGAGCCACAGCAGGCACUGGCGGAAUGGGCCUGGGGCUGGGGCUGGGGUCCAGGGCUCUGGGGGAAAUGGAGGGGUCACGCAGUUCAGUGGGAGGCAGGUGGCUUCCCGGCCCACCUCCCCAGGCAGUCCUUACCCUCCAUCUGCACCGCUUGUUCUGGGCGCCCGUUCUGUACAGGGGAAGAGGUGGGCUCUUCCAGUUCCGCACCAUCCAGGUCCUCCCGUUCCUCUUCGCUGUGCCGGAGACUGAAAACCAGGCGGUGGAGCUGGGAAGGGGCGGAAGCAGGGAGCAAGUGGGAGCUGUGUCCUCGCCCCAGCCGGGCAGGUUGUCCACACUGGCGCACGUCUGUCAGUUUGUCACUCCUGCCCCGCCGCCCUCCGCCCGAUCUGCACAGCCAGCCCAGGCUCAGCCCAGAACUCGCUUUCCACGCGCACCCCUUUGCCCUCCGCUGGGUGUCAAGCUGUUGGCCCUGCUCACCCUCAAGCCUCGUCACGCCGGCGACCUGUCCACACAGCUGCAGCCUCCAGUGCUGCUCUGCUCCGUGCCUGUGGCACCCUGCCCCUCGCCCAGCCCAGCUCUGAUCUUGUCCCCGUAGCCCACUGUGCUCCAGAGCACCUUCCCCAUGGGUGUCCAGGGUGACGCUGUGUCCCUCUCAGCCUGUCCUGUGUGUUGUGUCCCAAAGGCCAUGCCAAAGAUUGACCUUGGGAAGCUUUAAUCACCAACUGCAAAAGUGUUCAGCUCAACACCCCACCCCCCCCAACUACUUCAAAUAAAUGUCAUUUAAGUAAAAAGG
This is a messenger RNA of Heterocephalus glaber (naked mole-rat), 2737 nucleotides long. RefSeq names its product RUS family member 1 (gene Rusf1). The record is from RefSeq and is a predicted model, not a curated record. Lineage: Eukaryota; Metazoa; Chordata; Mammalia; Rodentia; Bathyergidae.